Molecule: messenger RNA, 579 nt
Organism: Salvia splendens (bonfire salvia)
Lineage: Eukaryota; Viridiplantae; Streptophyta; Magnoliopsida; Lamiales; Lamiaceae
Product: activity-regulated cytoskeleton associated protein 2-like
Exons: 2
Coding region: 1-579 (192 amino acids)
Source: RefSeq, a predicted model, not a curated record
AUGCCACGUUUCUAUGGCCAUAAGAUAGAAUGUACCUAUGAGUUUCUACACGAGUUUUGCAAGCCCUGCAGCAUUCAGAAGAGGCCACCUAAUUCGACCGAGAAGGAUUAUAGGUUACGUGCUCUACCUUUCGCACUGAAGGGGGUGGCGAACACAUGGUUACUGAGGUUGCCGGAAAAUUCUAUAAGCUCGUGGGCGGAUUUCAGGCUAUUGUUCUUAGAUUACUUCUUUCCAUCGAACAAGACGUAUGCAAUCAAGAAGGAGAUUCUGGAAUUCCGACAAGAUUAUGAUGAGGCGUUGAGUCAGUAUUGGUCGCGUUUCAAGGGAUUGCUCGAUUCAUGCCCCAACAACCGAAUGUGCGAAGCAGAGGUAUACAACAUCUUCUAUGAAGGGGCGAAUCCAGAAUCCAAGGAUUUACUAAACUCUUACCAAGAAACGAAUAAGCUGGAGAAAGCAAUUCCGAUUGCCUUAGGGAAGAACAAUUCCCCAGAACCAGGAGAGAAGGUUAAACAACUGCCAGGUCCAGAGGAAGUGUACCAAUGCUAUUGUCAGCAGAACGAGGGCGAUGGCCAAGCUUAA